Molecule: messenger RNA, 951 nt
Organism: Suillus discolor
Lineage: Eukaryota; Fungi; Basidiomycota; Agaricomycetes; Boletales; Suillaceae
Exons: 4
Coding region: 49-690 (213 amino acids)
Biological process (GO): proteasome regulatory particle assembly
Cellular component (GO): cytoplasm; nucleus
Molecular function (GO): protein binding
Source: RefSeq, a predicted model, not a curated record
AUCACACUCUCCUUUUCUCCAACUCAUCUUUCCGGCAGAAAUACGAGAAUGGGAUUCAUGCUGCCGUCCCCAACCAACCCAAGAGAGCACGCUCGUGCUCUCAUGUCUCAAAAAGAGAACAUCGAGGCCGAACUCGACGCGCAGUUUUCUAUCCUUAAAGUCAAUAAUGUUGAUAUGACCACACCCCUGGUUGAUCGGGAAGGUUUUCCUCGGGCAGAUGUCGACGUAUACGCGAUACGGCAUGCCCGCAAACGCAUCAACGAGCUGCGAAACGAUUACAAAGCUGUCAUGAAUGAGAUUGAGACAGCUCUCCAGGCGGUAUAUGAUCCAUCUACAGUUGGAUCAUUACCCGCCGCAUCUGAGGAGGUUGCGCAACACACGAGUUUGACGGAUAGCGCGGAAUCGCUACUUGCUUUUGCAAGAGUGGAUGGUGUAGCUCCAGGUAGCCCCGCAGCAGAAGCAGGACUUCGACGAGAAGAUCUGAUAUUGAAGUUUGGAUCUCUCGCACGAUCAUCAUUUACAGCAAAUUCUUUGCAACCGCUAGCUGAUCUAGUAUCCGUUAAUGAAAAUCGCGAGAUUCAGGUCAUCAUAUCAAGGUCUGAGGAAAUUAUGUCAUUGAAACUCACUCCGCGCAAGGGCUGGGGUGGGCGUGGCAUGCUAGGGUGCCAUAUUGUCCCUCACGAAUCCUAGCCAUCAUCGACGCUCUUUUGACUCGGAGACCACACAGAUUUUCUCCAUUCGUCAUAGCUUUGUAUAUGUAAUUAUGCGCACACUGUCAAAGAUCAUUCGCUCAUCACUCGAGCCCUUGGCAAUGCAGACGAUACGUUACGGAAUACCGACAGUUCCAGGUUUCCAAUAUUGAACGCCCUGGGCCCACAUGGCGUGUUCGAGCAAUUUCAAAGAUAUUCCUUUCAUAUCGGACCAUUUGUUAUCGAUCCCAGUGAUGCAAGC